AUGAAACUACUAACAUUUUGCAUUGUAACCGCCUUGUUUAGCGUUGCGAGUACACGGAGCUUUUACAACGAAGCGUACAACCCCUGCCGCCACAAGGAACUAUGUGGAUUGGGUAUCUGUGAACCAUCGAGAGACUUCCAGUGAGUUUUUAUCUAAUUUUGAAAGUUUUUGAAGUUUGCUGUUCAUAGUGUACCUAUGGACUUCGUAUGUUACAACACUGAAACUAUUUUCAAUUUGAAUUACUAUACAAAAUUUUAUCGUGUUUUGAUAUGACCACAGUAUUAAUAUUAUCACUUUUAGGACAUUUACUUGCCGUUGUCAAUACGGAUUUACUGGUCAAUUCUGCGAAAUAAAACUAACUCCAUCAUGCAAUCAACGUGCUGUUCCAUGCAAGAACAAUGGAAUAUGCCACGAUACCUUGAAUGGGAUCACUUGUGAAUGCCCGAAUGGAACUUACGGGAGAAGGUGUGAGAUUCUGGAUGAGAAGGCGGAACAAAAUUGGGGAACUCCAAGUAUCGAGGACAUUAAUGAUGUGAUUGGCAAUGUGCCAAAGGGAUACAAAAGUCUUGGCUAUGUUGGAGUCAACAAAGUGACAACCUUGAAAGAGUUAAAGCAACAGCUGAAGGACUUGUCUCAGGAGAUUGAAAGGUACAGAGGUGUAAAGUUAGAAGUCGUUACUUUGCCUGAUGGAACUACCUCUUUUUAUGAUGUUAUUCACCACACCAAUGCUACAAAGGGUAAGAUUUACGUUUUAUAAUUGUUGAUAUUGAGCUACAUAUUUACAUAAUCUUUGAAUAAACUUCAACUAGUACUAAAAUUAUUGUGAUUUGGUGUAAAAUUAUAUUGUAAUUGACUUUAGAUGACGUUACGACCGAAUGGAAAGUCUUGUUGGUAGCUAAAGUGAAAGAAAACGACUACCGUUUGACCCUGGACGAUAUGAUGAAAGAAGGAGAGAAGAAUUAUGUUGGCUAUGGCAUACUUACCAUUUGUGGAGCUGUUUCUGUUGCCCUGCUUGGUGUAUACUGUAUGCUUCAAGUUAAGGUGCAAUAUCAAAGUAGAGACAAGAGGGAGAUUUUUGUGAUCACUUCGAAAAAGUACACUGUUGAUCAAGUUGUUGAAAAGCUGAAAGAAAGCAUUUAA
Molecule: messenger RNA, 1140 nt
Organism: Bursaphelenchus okinawaensis
Lineage: Eukaryota; Metazoa; Nematoda; Chromadorea; Rhabditida; Aphelenchoididae
Source: the annotation of a GenBank genome assembly